AUGUACUCUACAUUCUCUUUAUCAAAACACCUCGUUUCGGUCCUUGUCUUGGCCGUGGUAGCCAUACAAGUGCUCCUUAUGCGCACCGUUUCGUCCAUGAAUAUGACCAAUGCGUAUCUGAAUCACAAAUGUUUAGUUAGUCAAGGGAAAUACAAGCCGGGAAGUUUGCAAGAGAAAGACUUUAAUCAUAUCAUCAAAACCUUGUCGAAUGAGUCAUAUGCUUUUCGUACUGGUUACACCAUGAUGGGCUUUGGUGAUGAACCUGAUAUGGUCUCCGUCACCUACCAGUGUCGUGGCGACUCUUACGGAAAUAAAUGCCGUUCCUGCUUUGCCACCGCCCAGUCUGAGCUUCGUAAGAGAUGUCCGAGAGACAAGGGGGCAAUAAUAUGGUACGAUCACUGCCUUGUCUAUUUUUCCUCGUUCGAUACUACAGGGCAGAUCAAUUAUGAUGAUGGUUUCUGUCUGACGAGCGCGAAGAAUGUGAGCGGCGAUCGGAACUCUUUUGAGGAGACGUUUUUGACUCUCAUCGGUGAUUUGACAAAAGUAGCUGUUACUAAAAAACAAAAAAACAUAAAAAGUUACGACAAGCCGGCGCUGUACGCGGCAGGAGAAAAGAGGAUCGGGAAGAAUAAGAUGUAUGUAAUGGUGCAGUGUAGGCUUGACUUAACUGUUAAGGGUUGUAAGGAGUGUUUGUCACAUAUGGUCGUGCAUUAUCAAGAUUGCUAUAAAAAUAAACAAGGAGCAAGAGUUUUUGGUGGGAGCUGUAGCUUUAGGUUUGAGCUUUACCCUUUUGUUAAUCCUAAGACUAGUCCUAACUAA
Molecule: messenger RNA, 819 nt
Organism: Capsella rubella
Lineage: Eukaryota; Viridiplantae; Streptophyta; Magnoliopsida; Brassicales; Brassicaceae
Product: cysteine-rich repeat secretory protein 18
Exons: 2
Coding region: 1-819 (272 amino acids)
Source: RefSeq, a predicted model, not a curated record